Molecule: messenger RNA, 2258 nt
Organism: Diversispora eburnea
Lineage: Eukaryota; Fungi; Glomeromycota; Glomeromycetes; Diversisporales; Diversisporaceae
Source: the annotation of a GenBank genome assembly
CAUCAGAUUAUCAUGCCUUUAAAUGUAUCAAAUUCCUUUUGGAAAAAGGAGCAGAUAUUAUGAUUGAUGAUAUCAAUGAACGUACAUUAAUACAUAAGUUUGGUGGAUCUCUACCAUCUCAUUUUCAUAAUAUCUAUGAAGAGAUUUUUCCUUCUGUCAACGUGGAUGAUUCCACCGUUCUUGAAUUUAUUCUUGAAAAUCUGAACCAUUCGGAAACUUCUAAAGUUUCAACCCCUGAUGUUUUUGGUCGUCAUCCUUUACAUUAUGCUGCAGCUAACGGAUUAGAAAGGGUUACCUAUACCCUUUUAGAACAUUUAAUAAGUAAUGAUCUUAUUUCCGUGCAGACUGGAUUUAAUGAUCCAUUUUGGUGGGAUAGUUAUGGUUAUACUCCAUUAUUAUAUGCAGUAUCGCAUGGCCACACCAAAAUUGUAGAUUUCAUAGUCCGUCGAUUAAAAAAUUUUGAUAUGAUCUCUAUCCCUUCUAUAAUAAAUUUCCAUAAUGAUCAUAUUCAACCAUUAAUUUUGGCAUGUAAAUUAGGGCAUUAUGAAAUGGCAAAAUUAUUGUUGUCCCAUGGUGCCGAUCCUAAUGUCCAGAAUGAAGAGGGAGAAACCUCCUUGCAUAUUUCUGCAAAAAAUGGUUUUUUGGAUUGUGUGAUGUUAUUGGUUGGGUUAGAUAACGAUCCAAGUCCGUGGAAGGCCAAUACUGAAAUUAAAGACAAAAUUUAUGGUUGGACCCCAUUAUUUGGAGCCGUCAACACUCUAUUACAGGUUGGAGCAAAAAAGAAUUUAUUGGAUUUUUUUGAAUUUACACCAUUUAUGCAUGCAAUAUUUCGGGGUCACGGUUUUAAAGAUUUAUUAAAACCAACCCUACAUGAACUAGAACCUUUGGAUUCAAAAUUAAAAAUUAUAGGCUUUAACAAAGAAAAAUAUCUUCAGGAAAACCAAUCAUUAAUAUUAGUCAUGCUCGGUACUAAUGAUACACGAAAAUCAGUGAUUCCCAUUCAACUAAAUAUCCCGAUGCAAUUAACUUCAUUAGUAGUUCGCGUCAAUAAUGCAGAUGCAGGAGAACCAGUUAUUAUUGAUCUUCCUUUGAAAGAAAAUUCAAUAAUAGAACCAUGUAUUUUUUAUAUAUCAAAUGUCAAUUCUAUGAGAACCGACGAGGAAGGAGAGGAUAAUCUUAUUACAUUGAUUUUUGAUUUAAUUCCUACAUUUGGAAUUAAAAAAAAAUUAAUAGGACGUGCAACUGCCCUACUUUCUUCGGAAUUAUAUCAUACAUCUCUUACGAGUUCCGUAUCAGUUCCUAUAAUAGGAACAGAUGUUACUGUUUUGGGAAGAAUAGUAUUUGAAUUUUUGAUAGUUAAACCCUAUAAACCCUUUAAACCCUUUCAAAAUCAAAAUUUGAAUGAACCUAAGUCCUUUUGGACUUCGUUAACCACUAAAAUCAUUGGACAUCGGGGAAUGGGUGAAUCUCCAUUUAAUGAGAAUACUUUGAUGAGUUUUCUCACUGCUGCAUCUCUCGGAGCUGAAUAUGUGGAGAUGGAUGUUCAACUUACAAAAGAUCACGUAGCAGUUGUUUAUCACGAUUGGACAUGUUCGGAGACUGGCUAUGACAUUCCAAUUAAUUCCAUAACUCUGGAACAAUUCCAGAAAAUAAAACGAUCAAACUCAGAAAAUAAACAAACAAAAGACGGGAUAUGGAAAGGGACAAUACAAGCACCUUUUACAACCCUAGAAGAGACCUUUAAAAAACUUCCCCUUUCUAUUGGAUUUAUUAUCGAAAUAAAAUAUCCAAUGGUUGACGAAGCACAAGACUUCGGUUUACCUACUUUUUAUACAGAAUUGAAUAUGUUCAUAGAUUCAAUUCUUAAUUGCGUUUUUUGCCAUGCGGGGGAACGUGACAUUAUUUUUUCAUCUUUCUCCCCAGAUAUUUGUUUGAUGCUUUCUUGGAAACAACGGAGUUUCCCAGUCUUCUUCUUAACUGACUGUGGAGUUGUAAGAUUGGCCGAUGCACGGUGCAAUUCCAUUCAACAAGCUGUUAGAUUUGCUCAAUUCGCAAGAUUAUUAGGGAUUGUUACCAAUGUCGAACCAAUUAUAGAAGCCCCAGGAUUAGUUAAGAUAAUCAAGGAUUCCAGACUAUUGUUAUUCACUUAUGGUCCGUUGAAUAAUUCUUUUUCAAAUGUACAAUUACAAAGAAGAGCUGGAGUUGAUGCAGUAAUAGUGGAUUCAGUAUUGAUCGCAAGAGGAGGGAUGACAAUAUAA